UGUAUAGCCACUUUAACUUGACAGUGUUUAGACGCUAGCAACUCCAGAAGUAAACUUCGUUCAAAGUGUUUAUGUAUUAUUCUACCAGUAUAUUGGUUAAAAAAGGGUACUGGGCACAGCUUUUGCAGUUUAAUAUCCGUAGUUUAUUACCCUUCGUUUAAUACCGUUGCUUUGAAAUCGUGAGUGUGAUGUCGCUAGAGUAAUAUCGUAAGUUGCAGACAUUAGUUGAGUAUCUUGGAGGUGGUUGAUCCACUAUUCGUCCUAACGUGACUCCUACAGGUCACUGGUCACAGAUGCCUAUGACUGAUGAUUAUUAAAUUUGCACAAUGAGUAUAAAGACCGUAUCGCUGAGGACGAUCCUGUUCCUGGGGCUCUGUCAGGCCGGCCGGAGGACCCUAGCAUCCGACCCUGGACUGCGAGAACAACCUAAAAGAAUAGCUGUGGUGGGGGCCGGCAUUGGGGGUACUGCAACAGCCUACUUCCUGAGGCAGGAGUUCGGCGUGGGGGUGAAGAUCGAUGUGUUUGAGCCUGAGAACGUGGGCGGACGGCUAGCCACGGUGAAGAUGGGGGACCAGGAAUAUGAGACCGGUGGUUCCGUGAUCCAUCCCUUAAACCUUCACAUGAAGCACUUUAUAGACAACCUCGGUAUAAGUCAAAGGGAAAAUGUUCCUUCCAAAAUGGCCAUCUUCGACGGGAAGGAGCUGACCUUCGAAGAGAGCGACUGGUUUAUUGUCAACAUGUUGCGUAUGCUGUGGCGCUACGGCUUUAACUUCCUGCGCAUGCAGAUGUGGGUGGAAGGUGUCCUCGAUAAGUUCAUGAGGAUCUACCAGUACCAGCAGUUUGGCUACUCCUUCUCCACGGUGGAGCAGCUUCUGCACGCCAUGGGGGGCGACAGCUUCCUCACGCUGGCCAAUCAGACGCUGGAGGAGGCCAUGCUAGGCGAGGGCUUCUCCCAGGUCUUCCUGAACAACAUCGUGGCGCCCAUCACACGGGUCAACUACGGUCAGAGUGUCCGUGUCAACGGCUUUGUCGGUGCUGUGUCGCUGGCUGGGGCAGACUCUGGUCUGUGGGCCGUGGACGGGGGCAAUAAGAUGGUGUGUUCAGGGCUGCUGUACCACAGCAGGGCUGAGCUCAUUCCCGCACGCGUCGCCUCCAUUUCGGUCAAAGUUAGACCAUCCAAGGCGGGCACCACAACCAGCUUCUACGAGGUGAACUAUGUCGGGGUCUCCGGCCCCGCCCACUCCCUGUACGACAUCGUCAUCGUGGCCACGCCCCUCCACACGGGCAAGUCGGACAUCAGCUUCCCGGGCUUCUCCCCGCCCAUCCCGUCGCACUACCCGGGCCGCUUCCACCAGACGGUGUCCACCCUGGUGCACGGCCUGCUCAACGUCUCCUACCUGGGCACCCGCCAGAAGCCGUCCGACUUCACCGUGUCCGACGUGCUGACCACGGACGCCGAGGGCUGCUUCCUGAACAGCCUGAGCUCCGUGGACCCCGUCACCAUCCCCCCGGGGUACCGCCGGCCCCCCGCCAGCACGCCCUCCGUCUGGAAGAUCUUCUCCCCGCGGCCGCUCACCGAGGCGCAGCUGGACGCCGUCUUCCUGUCCCGGGACUCCGGGGCGUCGGAGACCCGCUGGCUGGCGUACCCGGCGUACCGGCCGCCGCACCGCCGGACCCCGCCCUUCGUGCUCCACGACCGGCUGUACUACCUGAACGCCGUGGAGUGGGCGGCCAGCGCCAUGGAGAUGAGCGCCAUCGCCGCGCGCAACGCCGCCCUGCUGGCGCACCACCGCUGGCACGCGCUGACCGGCAAGAUCGACCAGGAGGACCUGCACGUGCGCCUCCGGGGGGAGCUGUGAGGGGGAGGGGUUAGGGGAGGGAGGGAGGGAGGGAGGGAGUACGAUACGACCGGGCCUGAUCCACUUUUUUAUUUUCUUCGUUGCACUGAAGAUGUAAGCAAACUGGAGCUUGUUUGGUGUACUGUAUUUUGCUGUAUUUUUUAUUUGGCUAUUAAUUGAGGUAAAAUACUACUUAAAGUACUUCCGCUCAAUUUGAAUUUCCCUUCAGUACUAGGUCUUGGUCUGCGGCAUGUUAGUGGGUUUUCUCUGUCUACAUUUUGCGAACAGAGGGAGUGGCUGAGAUCUAUGACGUUAAAGUCAGCUCUCGUUGACAGACAUCUACACGCACGGUGAUUGGUUUGUUUACAGCCUGCACGCAACGUGAUUCGUUAGCGAUUGGUUAUGGCCGAUCCAGAGGGUCACUGGGAAGAUCCAAUAGUUUUAAACUUCAACAGACACCCGCCUUCAAGUAUCUGAAGAGGGAUUAUUGUGAUUCAAGGAUCAUUAGAAAUACAUCCAGAUAAGUCGAGAUGAGAUAAUACUCAAUGGAUCCGAAAUUUCAGGACAUAAUAUUGAAGAAUUAAAUUACAAUUAUUAUUUAAAAUAAAUUGAUAUAUUUUCAACCUGGUAAAAAGGAAGGAGUAAAUUAAUAAUGAAAAACACUCCAAAGCAUGAUAAAAAAAAUGCACAGUGAUGCCUGGGAAGCAACGAUAUUCGAGCCACAGCAGUAUCAAUCUGUCAAUAUUGAUAUUCCUCUUCCAUUCCUAUUGAGGAACAUUCUUAUCAGGUAACGGUGGAACAACACCAUGUACUUUCAUGUGUAGGUGCUGUCAUGUGACCAGGGCACUUGGUUUAUGCUGCUCUGGGGAACUGGCUCCCUGCUUGAAUCAUGUGGAUUAUGCAAAGUUGUUAAAAAUGUCUCUCUCGUGCUGUCACACACAACAAGAGAACAUAUUAUAGUCGGUUAAAACAGUGUAGUCCUUUGACUUAGUCAUUCAAUGUGUCGUUAACUAAUAACCCACAUAUGUUUCGGAUUGACUAAUGUUGUUUUUUUACAACAUGAUAAUAACUCCCUUUUGGCAUACUACUGAAUUCAAUUAAAACCUUUAUUUAAUCAGGCAAGUCUCAUUGAGUUACAACAGUGUCUUGUAUCUUUAUGAGACGUGUGAGUUGUAAAUUCUAUUUUCAUAGCGGGAUUAGGGGUCCCUGUUAUUCUAACAGUGUACAGAAGCCGUCACAGAGGGAAGUCCAUCACACUGACUGUUUUAGAAAAGCAUUACAUACUUUCCUGCUGUUGGUUUUCAUGUUGUGGUGCCUUAAAUCUACAAGACAAUCUUUAUUUCAUCAAAUGAUGUAAAUAAUGCAAUUUCUACUGGGAUAGAGUCCACCAAUACACUUAUAUACAAGAAAUGAAUGAAGCUUUAGCUUAUAAAAAGAUAACAAUUCUAGUACAUUCCUAGCAUGAGGGCUCCAUUUCUCCUUUUAAUCACUGGAGGGAAGACCACUUGUAGUUUUAAUGUUUUCUAAGAGCCUUUGAACGAUGGUCUGUUUAGAGACGUAGCAAUAUAUAAUAAUUGAUAGUGCACUUUAAUCCGCCAAAUAGUGUGUUCGUUUUUUAUUUUAUACAAUUGAGUCCCAUCUAAAACCAAACCAAUUGAACUAACAAAAAUACGGAUGGAACCGGAAAAGAAAAGAAUAAAAAUCUUCUGGGAAGUUUGACCCAUGAUGUCUGGAGUUUUAAAUGUUUACAAUAAAGUAAUGAGAUGUUA
Messenger RNA from Gadus macrocephalus (Pacific cod), 3607 nucleotides. RefSeq names its product prenylcysteine oxidase 1 (gene pcyox1). Lineage: Eukaryota; Metazoa; Chordata; Actinopteri; Gadiformes; Gadidae. The transcript is spliced from 7 exons. Bases 327 to 1859 code for a protein of 510 amino acids. Gene Ontology annotation, biological process: prenylated protein catabolic process; prenylcysteine catabolic process. The record is from RefSeq and is a predicted model, not a curated record. Gene Ontology annotation, molecular function: prenylcysteine oxidase activity.